UAGUGUUUUCACGUCAAGUCAAUAGCUUUGUUUUUUUGCUCGUUGUAUGGUUUAUAAAAAUUUAUUACUGUACUUUUAGUUUUAUUGUAAAUAUUAAUAAUAGUCUGUUUAUAAAAAUGACUUUAGUCUUACGAAAGUAUUUGUUGUCAAAAAAUAACGCAUUAACAUAUAACAUGUGCAAUGCGUUUCGUCGUACCUUUAGCGGCGACAGGAGUAAUGAUACCGAGUUUAUCAGCAGUACGAUUUUAGUUGAGAACGGUUUUAAUGUUCAAGAGCUGCCUGUUGUAGUGAGAAAAUGGAAAAAUGUGGAACUAGAAGAGCCGGACCUUCAGGUCUCUACGAAGAGUAAAAACGAAUCAAUAAGUUACCAACUUAUUCAAGCAGAGUUCAGACAAUGUGUGGAUCUUCGCGACGUUUUUUCUUUGCUGUCAAAAUGUACCAAAAUAACCCCAAAUAUUGCUCUUGGUGCUAUGGAGAGAAUACAAUAUCUGGAAAAUAAUCCUAGUGGGAUAGAUAAGGAAUCAAAAAAUAUGCACAUCAAUUUGGCAAAAGGAGCUAUUUUAGAUAAGUUAAUUAAAGUUGUUUUAAAAACAGAAGACACUCAGACAAUACUGAAUAUCAUACAAUCAACUUCUUUAUUCAUGGAACCCUAUAAAUCUAAGUUUUGUGAUGAACUUCUCUUUCGAACACUUGAUAAUAAACUAGAUGUAGAACAAAUUUGUACGUUCCUUACGUUUCUUAUUGAAAAUAAGACUGUCCCACAGUAUUCUACAACUAUUGACAAACUAUGGGUUGGUUUCAUUCAGAGAGAAGGAGAUAUAAAUGAAGAAAACAUUGGUCAAAUCUUCUCUAUUUUGUCUGGGUUGAAGGUAUUUUGAACCAUUGCAUGCAAUUCCAUAUCCGAAGUGAACAAAUAUUGCAAGCUUCAAUGGAGUAUUUUUUGUUGAAUUGCACAAAUUUGCCACCAAGCUUUAUGAAGUCUUUCAUUUUUCCC
Molecule: messenger RNA, 994 nt
Organism: Amyelois transitella
Lineage: Eukaryota; Metazoa; Arthropoda; Insecta; Lepidoptera; Pyralidae
Exons: 2
Coding region: 117-878 (253 amino acids)
Source: RefSeq, a predicted model, not a curated record